AUGUUUAACAAAAAUAACUUCUGCCUUUUGCUUUUGUUCUCUAUUUUCUCCCUCAACUUAAUCAUCAUCACACUAGCCUCAGACCCUGAUCCAGUUCAAGACUAUUGCAUACCAAACCAAACAUUUGAAUCCAUCAAAACACACCAUACCUUUCACACCAUUCUCCCAUGCAAAAACUCCUCACAAGUCACCACCAAUGACUUCAUCUUCUCCAACAUGAAAACAUCCGGAAACUUCGCAGAAACCGGCUUAUCCGUAAUACCUGCAAACCCUAUAAAUUUUCCAGGUCUCAACACACUCGGCAUGUCGUUCGCGAGAACAGAUAUUAAUGUCGGAGGAAUUAAUCCACCGCAUUUUCAUCCAAGAGCUACGGAACUUGUUCAUGUGAUUCGAGGAAAAGUUUAUACAGGUUUUGUUGAUUCUAACAAUAGGGUUUUUGCUAGAGUACUUGAACAAGGUGAGGUUAUGGUUUUUCCUAGAGGACUUAUUCAUUUUAUGAUGAACGUUGGCGAUGAAGUUGUUACGUUGUUUGGUAGUUUUAAUAGCCAGAAUCCGGGUUUGAUGAAAAUACCUUCUGCUGUGUUUGGUUGUGGGAUUGAUGAGGAGCUUUUGCAUAAGGCUUUUGGUUUGAGUUCUAAACAGAUUGGAACAAUGAAAAGAAAAUUAGAUCCAAAACAAGAAAGGUAG
This is a messenger RNA of Vicia faba (fava bean), 687 nucleotides long. NCBI's taxonomy places the organism in Eukaryota, Viridiplantae, Streptophyta, Magnoliopsida, Fabales, Fabaceae. The record is from the annotation of a GenBank genome assembly.